AUGCACGCUGUCUCGCGCCCGUCUCGCGCCCGUCUCGCCUGCUGGCCCGCUUCGGCUGCCCGACUCCUGUACCUGGACGGGCACCUGUACCGUAGCGUAGCUUGCUCAGCUCGCUCCGCCCGUUCUUGGGCUUGGGUUUGGGUUUGGGUUUAUGGAAAAGAACAGAAAAGGGAAAAAGCCCGGGCAGAUGAGCGGUUGCGUCAGUCCCCUUGGCUCGUCCUCGGGAUCCGUAACAAUAAGUUGCCGUGCUCGUCGGUCGGUGGACAACGGCUCAACUCCUUUCAGCCUCUUUUGCCCUCCUCCUCCUCCUCCUCCUCCUCGUCUUGGUCCACGCCCAAUCCCACCUCUGGACGCUCGGCCUGGCUUUGCCUUCAACCCAAGCCCCUCUCCAACUCUCUCUCUGGCUCGUUCAAGACACGCUUCUCCCCCUACCUCGUCCCGCCUCCUCCUCCUCCUUCUCCUCUCUCCCUCUCUCCCCCUCCGUUCCGUCACGGCUCCUCCAUCACGACGCCGCACGCUUCGCCUCUUGUCUCCACCACCAUCACAUUGAUCACCUUCUUCUAUAUCACCUCAUCACCUCGGUCAAGACUACUGUACUACAUCCCAUUCCACGCCCACCUUCACCGCGCCUCCGCCUCUGCAAAGCCGCGCUCAUUCCAGCCGUCUCCACUCUCCAUCGCUUCUCUCUCUCUCUUUCGGCUUUCGGUUUUGGACAUCGAGUCUCUUCUACCCUUCAUUCCCGCUCGGUCCGUCCGUGCUUCAAACGCUUACAACCGUCGCGGCGCCACACUGCCCGCUCGGCUCAACUCGUCGCACCAUCCGUGGUACCACUCGUCGCAUCCACGCGCCUCAAUCAUCCUCGACGCCAACACGACCGAGCCGCCUCCGUGCCACCCCUUGGCGUUGCGCUACACCGUUGCAACCGAGCCCAGCUCAUCUGCCCUCCCUUUCCAUCUCAUUGUCCUGCCUGGACCCGCCGGCUACCCUGUCCGGAUCCGAAUCCCCUGUACCACCACAACCACAACCACCACAACCACCUCGCAAACGCUCGGCCUUCGGCCUCGAAUUAGCAUUCUUUCGACCGCCUUCAUCUCGCGCACGGCAUCUGCCGGCCAACGCCCACCGCAGCCGGAUCCUUUCGCCUUCCGCCCGUCCCAACCCUCUUCCGCACGCGCACCUUCGUCUGCAAGCAAGCAAAACCUCGCACCCGUUUUCAUCCUUCCCCACCAUAGGCUCCCAUUGUUGUCGCUUGUGCUUCCUUCCGCGGGCCUUUCCAAAGCGUCACAGCAUUCCGCCGCCAAAGCCACACGCCUCGGGCCUCCUGCUUCUACUAUCCCCUGCGCUUGGUCCACCCACAACCCGCCCUUCAUGCUCAGUACACCCUCCCUCGCUCCUUUCCGCGUCGGCCCUCCCAUCCCGACCACAUCAAUUCGCGUGGCUGCUAUGAUGAGCACAGAACGUCGUGCCAGCGCACUUGCUCCCUCCCUCAACGCCGCCUCGCCAAGAGCUUCCAACGACGCUGCCGUUCCGCGCGACAUGCAGCGCAACGCGCCCGACGCUUCCUCGUCCGCCAAGUCCCCCAACAGCCCCGAUCGCAAGCGCCCCAGAUAUGAGCCUGCGCUCAGCCGGCCCGCCCAAGACGACAUGCGCUCGCGCACCAUCGACGACGAAGACGAGAUGGACGAGCUCGACGAGUCCAACGAGAUCAAGCGCGUCCGCGGCGAGUCCGACGACGCCAUCCACGAUCGCAAGCCAUCUGGCACAGACAUCGCCAGCAGGCCUUCGUCGGCAGCCGCACACCAUGCCCACUGGACCAACAGAUCCGCCUCGGCCGCAGUAGAGUCGCGCUACCAGUCCCAACAUCAGCAGCAUCCACAGCCCCGUCAUCGCGACCCGCCCUCCGACUCACGCCGCUACGACUAUGAUCGCCCCAUGCCCUCCAGAUACGACGGCCCAGCCGCAUCCAGGGACGACACUCGCCAUGCUGGCGGACUUCCAGGCGAACGAUACGCGGGCGAGCACGACCGCGACCCACGCGACCGCAUGCCGUUCGAUGCCAAGCAAGAGCAUGGCAGCGCUGCACUGCGCAUGCCGCCUCCCAACUCGGGCGAGCCCGGUAUGGGCUACCGUAAUCGCGCCGUCUCGCCGCCGCCGAGGUUGCCAGGCUUCGCCUCGCUCGAGCCUGACAUGCCCGCACACCGAUCGCGCGACGAGGCAUCGCUCGCAGCGCCCUAUUCGGGCUCGCCCCGCCGCAGCAUGCCCUUCCAUCCGCCGUCGUACGCCAGCUAUCCGCCGCCGCCGCACAGCCGCACGCCGCUCAUGCACCACCCGAGCCCCACUCCGUCCACAUCCUACGGCAACCCACCCAUGAUCCACCCGUCGCUCGCCGGUCUUCCGGGCGCAGGCGGUGGUCCCGGCGGCAAGCAGCAGCCGAGCUUCGUGAGCAAGCUCUACUCGAUGCUCGAGGAUGCCUCCAUCUCGGACCUUAUCAGCUGGGGCGCCUCGGGCACCGUAUUCAGCGUCGCCAAUCCAGCCGAGUUCUCUAGGCUCGUGCUGCCCAACUGGUUCAAGCAUUCCAACUGGCAGUCGUUUGUGCGCCAGCUCAACAUGUACGGCUUCCACAAGGUCAACCACUCGUACCAGGGCAACCCCACCGACGAGCUCAACAUGUACGGCUUCCACAAGGUCAACCACUCGUACCAGGGCAACCCCACCGACGAGGUCCAAGUGUGGGAGUUCAGGCAUCCCUCCUUCCGCCGUGGCGAGAUCGCGCUGCUCAACGACAUCAAGCGCAAGAGCUCCAGGCAGAAGCGAGCCGGAUCGCCGCGCGGCAGCAUCGGCGGCGCCGAUCUGCGCGCAGACCGCAGCGGCGGCAGCUCGACGCCGUCGCCCGAGGUGCCGCUGGCCACGAUCCCGGGCGGACCGGAUGGCAUGCGCGGCAUGGGUCCCGGUGCGGCAGCGGUAGGCAUGCCCAUGGGGCCAGGUGGCCACCGCGCCGGCCGCGACUUUGCGUAUGGCGACGAGAGGAUGGAUCCGCACUAUGCUGAUCGUCGUCCCGACGUGCGUGGUGGAUACGGUCCCGAGCGCGGCUAUCUUGCUGGGCCUGCGGACGAGUAUGGCUACAUGCGCCCCAAGAUGGACGGUCCUCCCGGCGGCAUGCCGAAUCCAGCCGGCCAUCCUGCGGGCGCAGGUAUGGGUCCCGGCUUUGCUGGCGACUCUGCGCGCCGCGGCGAGCCGUAUGUGGAGCGUGCCGAGGCCAUGGCGCGCUUUGAAGACCUUUCGGAACGUACGGACGCCAUCAUUCGACACGCAUCGUUCCUCGAAUCCCAAAUCCGCAUCCUCUCGGACCAGCUGGCCGACUCGAGAGCGUACACGGUCCAAGUCGUGCGCGACGAGAUGGUCCAGAUGCUCGACCGACUCGAGCGCGCGCUCACCGCUCCCGCACAGCCGGGCACCGAUCCCACUGCAAGGAUGCUCGACGCAGUCCGAGCGCAGCUGGCCUUCUACAUGCGCGGGCCCAGUGGGCCUGCCGACCGAGGCGCCAAGCAGGUGCAGCCACCAGCAGCUCCCAAGCGUCCGAGCGUCUGA
Molecule: messenger RNA, 3588 nt
Organism: Moesziomyces aphidis
Lineage: Eukaryota; Fungi; Basidiomycota; Ustilaginomycetes; Ustilaginales; Ustilaginaceae
Source: the annotation of a GenBank genome assembly